AUGGCGACCUCAGAUCCACCAGCAGCACAAGGCGACCAUGCAGCAAAGAGGGUCCUUGGGACUCAGGAGCUGCUCGAGCAGAUCCUCAAGAAUCUGGGCCCUCGCGACCUCACUCGCGCAAUGCGCAUUUGCAAGCAUUUCGACCUCACCAUCAACACCGCCCCAGGCUUCCCUCGCCUGCUUCUCCGACAGCAUCUCCCAGCUGAGGUCCGUCCUUGGACCGAGUGGGCACCUCCUCCUCGCCUCCCGCUGGGAUUGAAUCUCCACCUGAAUGGAAAAGAACCAUACGGGCUCCUCGGCCCAAGAAAUUGCGAAUGGUACAUCACCAGUGCCUUCCCUCUUCGCCUCAUCACUCAAAAUCCUUUCUCCGGCAUCACCAACUGGGACUGGGACCUACGUCUCAACAAGCGCCAAUGGAAUGCAUCACGGCCGCUUAUUGGGGAGAACCACGUCUUCAAGAUCUUCUCGAUCUAUGGAGAGGCGACGUGGGAUCCGAAAUAUGACGAGAUCAUCCUCAAUCUUGAGAUGAAGAAGAUUGAUUCCUGGAAUGCUAGAGGAUGGCGUCAGGACGGCGGCAGCAGUUUGGAAAAGACCUUGCUGAGCAAAUUCAAGAUGGAGGGGACUUGGUCAAUCACCGUCAAGGAUCGGAAAUGGCGCUUUGAGAUUAUCAAGCAGACAAUCUUUCUGGAUGAACUGCAAGUGACGACACGAAGGAAAUCCGAUCGCGGGCACGUGUGCAUUAUCAGGGACACGUUGCCAAUCAACGGGACUGUGGGGGAGAUCUUGAUGUGGUUGGAGGAGCUUAUGGAGGUGGAAAUCGAGAAUAUCGAGUCGCAGCCGUUGGUGGAGAAGUGGAAAGACCGGACUGGUCGCUAUACGUUUCAGUAUGUCAAAGAUGCUCUUCUUCGGCGCUUUCGGAGGUAG
Molecule: messenger RNA, 924 nt
Organism: Ramularia collo-cygni
Lineage: Eukaryota; Fungi; Ascomycota; Dothideomycetes; Mycosphaerellales; Mycosphaerellaceae
Exons: 1
Coding region: 1-924 (307 amino acids)
Molecular function (GO): protein binding
Source: RefSeq, a predicted model, not a curated record